AUGAUUCCUUCGAUACCAUCAAAGCACAUUUUUUCAAAGUAUUUAUUUAAACCAUCAUCGUCGUCAUCUUGUCCAUCUUUAUUACUAUCACCAUUAUUAUCAAUCAAAACAACAAACAAUUUAUUCAAAAUCCAACUUAAUCAUUACUCUAGCAAAAAAAAGCUAAAAAGAGAACCAAUUAAAUCAAGACCAGAAUUAUUCACACAACAAAUUGUUUUAUCAAAUGGAGCUACUUUUACAAUGCGGACAACAUCGCCUAAACCAUUAAUCAAAUUAAUACGAGAUACUCGUAAUCAUCCAUUGUGGAACCCUGAAACAUUUUCAGGUCAUUUGAGUGAUGAAAGUGGACAAUUGUCUAAAUUUAAGAAAAAAUUUGGUGAAGAAAUUUACGAUUUAGAUUUUGUUCAAUCAGAAGGAGCAUUACCAGAGAUUACUAGUUUUCAUGGAUCUGUAUCAUUUGCACGAACUGAAACUCUAACUGUUCUUCCUAUAUCUGCAUCUGAAGUAAAAAAGGAAGUCAAAGGCAAAGAUUGUGCGUGA
This is a messenger RNA of Entrophospora candida, 540 nucleotides long. Lineage: Eukaryota; Fungi; Glomeromycota; Glomeromycetes; Entrophosporales; Entrophosporaceae. The record is from the annotation of a GenBank genome assembly.